Geodia barretti is the source of this 1621-nucleotide messenger RNA. Lineage: Eukaryota; Metazoa; Porifera; Demospongiae; Tetractinellida; Geodiidae. The record is from the annotation of a GenBank genome assembly.
UGGCCAUCAUGCAUAACACGCCCACUUUCGGCGAGCUGGGAUAAAGAUGUCCUGGAUGAGCGGUAGUCAAGGCAUGUCCUACAGCAGCAAUCCUGGCUCGAGUCACGUGCCGCCGCAGCCAACAUGCAGAUUCCCCGGCUGUGCAAGGCCCUGCUACGUGGAAAGCUACGGUCGAGUCCACGACUUCUGCGGCAGAACUCACGCAAACGAGUUCGCUAGACACUACGGCAGACAUGGAGCGAGUUACAGCCUGGCCUCAGCUUCUGGUGCGUCAGCUCAAAGAAAGAAGCCCACCUCCACCACGUCUGGUUCUUCUAGUAGACAACCCAUGAAAGCUGUCUACCAGCUCCCGGGUGCAACUGGCUAUGGUGCUAGCAGAAGCAACCAGAUCCGAUUCUAUAACCGCGAUGAACCGUACUACGAGUUCACAAACUUCUACCCAACCAAUGUCUUCAUCGAUGGUAAGAACUGGCCGACGACCGAGCACUACUUCCAGGCCCAGAAGUUUGUGGGGACUCCGUACGUGGAGAAGAUCCGGAGAUUCCCAUCUCCGAGAGAUGCAUUUCAGCUCUCGAGGGAUCCGUUGGUUUCAAGAUGGCGUCGCAGUGACUGGGAGAGCGUGAAAGACGACAUCAUGCUCAAGGCUCUGAGAGUCAAAUUCUCAGAAAACGUCACCCUGCGUGACAAACUGCGCAGUACGGGUGAGAAGGAGUUGGUAGAGCACACGUCGAACGAUUCCUACUGGGGUGACGGGGGAAACGGAUUGGGACAAAACAAGCUCGGAAAACUCUUGAUGCAAGUUCGAAGAGAACUGAAAGAAAAGUACGGUCCCUACACUUCUGCACCCCCGUACCAUUUCAGUACACGGGAUGACAGCAGUAUAUCACACCGAGCAACGUCGACCCACACAACACCCAGACUGAGACGUAGCAGCUCUUUUUCCAAUAUCUCCAGCAGUCGUCCUUCAUAUGCACCAGCUGCUAAUCCAUCUGGAGGCGUGUCUGGAUCCACUAGAUCAUACAUGGGGAAAAACUUCAAGCCAGUGCAGGGAAGUCCAACACAGCUAGUACGAGCAAUGUACACAAAGUAACUUCGGCUGUGACAAAGGCGGUCGGGAAUAGUAUAAAGAAUGCAGUUGCUGUUAUUAACCACAAAACUGGUAACAGUGGUUCUGGUAAACCGACCGGUUCAGGUAAUAAAGUCUCGCAUGUCUGAUAAGAUUGCAUGAAGCACUGUAUAAUAAUCCUUUUUUUUUUGAAAAAGUGAGUUUUGUGUAGCAUCUUUCUUUGAUUGACUGUCAGUGGCAACAUGAGUAAAGGAGUCUAGAGGAAUAGACGUUGAGCGAGUGCUGACUUGGCCAGGACACAUCAUGUUUGGAGCAUUCAUAGCAGCUGACACAGCAGCUUUCAUUGGGAGUAGCUUGACAUUAUUCACAACCCUCAUGCAUUCUGAUGCACACACUAAUAUUGUUUGGGGCUGUCAGUUGGGGAAAUAUCAGACUGAAAGUAAACACCCAUGCCAGGUAUAAUUAUAGUAGCUACGACAUCUCACUGUCAGGGUGUGGUUUCGCUCUCAUUUUUCAACAUUCAUUGCAUCAUUAGUUCGGAGGUAUAAUUAUAGU